Molecule: messenger RNA, 908 nt
Organism: Cornus florida
Lineage: Eukaryota; Viridiplantae; Streptophyta; Magnoliopsida; Cornales; Cornaceae
Product: actin-depolymerizing factor 2-like
Exons: 3
Coding region: 175-594 (139 amino acids)
Biological process (GO): actin filament depolymerization
Cellular component (GO): actin cytoskeleton; cytoplasm
Molecular function (GO): actin filament binding
Source: RefSeq, a predicted model, not a curated record
UUUAGAUGGCAGCCACCGAAAACGAAGGUCUCAGUUGCAUUCUCAUCUGUUAUAUCUGUGAGACAAGUAUUUGGGAGUCUCCUCUCGCUAUAUAUAUAUAUCGCCAAGCUCUAUAUUUUCUGCAUCCAUUUCUGUUUAAUCGACCUCGAUCUUCUCCAAUCAUCUCUCUACACCAUGGCUAAUGCAGCGUCAGGGAUGGCUGUGCAUGAUGACUGCAAGCUGAAGUUCUUGGAGUUGAAGGCAAAAAGAACUUACCGCUUCAUAGUAUACAAGAUUGAAGAGAAGCAAAAGGAAGUUGUUGUGGAGAAGGUUGGCGAGCCAGCUCAAAGCUAUGAGGAUUUUACUGCAAGUCUCCCUGCUGAUGAGUGUCGAUAUGCUAUAUAUGAUUUUGACUUUGUGACAGAAGAGAAUUGCCAAAAGAGCAGGAUUUUCUUCAUUGCAUGGUCCCCUGAUACGGCGCGGGUGAGAAGCAAGAUGAUUUAUGCAAGCUCCAAGGACAGAUUCAAGAGGGAACUAGAUGGGAUUCAGGUAGAGCUGCAGGCAACUGAUCCAACUGAGAUGGAUCUCGAGGUUAUCAAAAGCCGUGCCAAUUAAACAAUCCCUGGUCUUGCAAUGAAGUCCUUCAUGCUUUUUAUUUACCUAUGAAAAAUGUUAAUAGUUUGUGGGACGUUAAACCUGGCUAAGAUAUGAUAUCGGGUGGUUGAAGUUAUAUGUUCCAUAACAAAUUCAGUGGUCUCGAGCAAUAUUUUAUAAUUUGCCUUGUUUGGAACUCAUGUUCUCAUCUGUGAGCUAUAUGUUGUGUACCGUUCAUAUGGGGUUGGAUAACACCUUUUUGUUUUACCUUUUACAACUUUGCAAUUGGAUGCUUAACCUUUUUUUGGUUCAAAUUUCUGGACAUGUUAACGUGA